This is a messenger RNA of Culex quinquefasciatus (southern house mosquito), 5309 nucleotides long. It is a transcript of the gene Kdm3, whose product is annotated as lysine-specific demethylase 3A. Lineage: Eukaryota; Metazoa; Arthropoda; Insecta; Diptera; Culicidae. Gene Ontology annotation, biological process: regulation of transcription by RNA polymerase II. The coding region runs from base 573 to 5105 and encodes 1510 amino acids. The record is from RefSeq and is a predicted model, not a curated record. Gene Ontology annotation, molecular function: transcription coregulator activity; histone H3K9 demethylase activity; chromatin DNA binding. The transcript is spliced from 11 exons. Gene Ontology annotation, cellular component: chromatin; histone deacetylase complex.
ACAUUUCGAAAUUCGACGAAGCUUAUAAACAAGUAAAAUUUUCUAAAUUUCUGAUUGUAAAAUAUUUAGCCUUAAUUCAUGGUUUUGCUGCAUUUUCUUUAAUAUUCAAAGUGUGAUUUAAGUCGUUGUGUUAAAAAGUGUCUUCAAACAAUGCGGAACGAUUUGGGGGAGGUUCGAAAGCUGAGCAAAACAAACACACGAGUGCAACUUUAUAAAUAGUUAUAUUUUGUUACAUUUUGUAAAAAUUGUCAUUAUGUCCUCUAAAUCGAAGGACCACGCAUAUGAGCUGAUGCUUGGGCUUGGGCAGGACUUGCAGAAGCAAAUAAUGAAAAUUGCUCAAUCAUCACCCCUGGAACCUCCGGCAACAGCAAUCCCGAAACCGCCGAACAUGGAGAAGAAGCCCUCCAACCCUCGCCUUCCUCGGCCGGACCAUCUAUUCCGGCUCCGGUUAGGCCUCAACAGUUUGAGAAAAGACGUUUGAGCAAGCAUAUCGGGAAGCUGUGGAUCGCCUCAAUUCUGAAUCGGUCAGCAAACCGGGAUUAAAGAACGUCUUCUCCCGGGCAUCGAACAAUAUGACAAAUCAAUCCAGUAAACCCCCGGAUGUUCCGAAACCGGCAGCUUCGAGUGUUUCAUCACAACCAUCGAAUUCGAUCCCUCACUACAAAACUACAAUUUACAACAUAAAUACGAUCAACUUGGCGAGCCUGCUAAAAACGCAGCGUGCCUCUCAACCCGAUUCCACGUCCAGCGCAAACUCUUCUUUGCACGCUCUGCUCUCUCCGAGCAGCUCGGCUCGCGUAAUGGCCGAAAGCAGCAAGUAUCGGCAAACGUACUCAAAUGCCUACGCUAAUCACCUGCUGGAGCUGACCAGGAACGCUGUGGAAAAGAAAUCUGGAAUGUCCAACGACUACAUACCGAUCAGUAACACCACGCAGCAAAAAAUGCACAUUACGGCGUCUUCGGUCGCCCAACAGAAGAAAAUUCCGAAACCUCAAUUACCUGGAUCAUUCAUAUUGAAUGGGAAGGACGCAGAGAAAUCAAAGGGAAGCAAUGGAACAGCACCUCCCGCGAGAAACCCUCCUUCUACAAAGAGCGAAAUCGUUUUUACCACGCCAAGCAACGUAACAGUAGUUGCUCCUUUGAGUAACCCAGCGAGCCUAGUUCCGUCUCCGAUGCCCAGAUUGAAGCCUUCCGGUGUGCUGACGAAUCGCGAUGACAGAAGACAAGGAUCAGUCACUCAGCCUUAUCACGUCCACCAACAUCUAUCGUCACCUGGAAGCGCGGUGAAGACUCCGGUACCGAGUUCUUCCUCGCCCAUUCUCGGUCUCGGAAACAGGCCGGAUUUGACGGUGAUUGUGAAUAAACCCAAAAUCACCUCCCCGGCACCGACCCACGUGUACGGAAAACCGACAAUAUCAUCGCCGCAAAUAACUCCUACAAGAACCUCCGGUGCUAACACGUCCGUUGGUCAGAACUAUUCAACAGGUUUCUUCACCCCAAAAAGAGAUGCGAACGUUCCGGCUAGCUCUUACCGUGAACCGCCUCCAGCUCAUUCAGUUGCGUCAAAAACAUCUUAUCCGGUUUCCGUGAUAACAAAAGCGCCACAACACAGCGAUCCUGACCGUACGUCAACCCACGAGAAAACACCGUGUCCGAGUAAACCUGUCAGUAUUACCGUUAAAGCUAGCGAUCUCUCAAGAAGCGGAGAUAUAGAUGGAGUUUUGAACUUGGACAUCAAAACGACGAGCUCUUCUCCGGUCAGUUCCUGCAGCAUCAGUGUCACUGAUGUGAAACCCAAACCACCAACCGUUUCUCGCGACAUCCCGUCGACAUCGUUUCACACAGCAGGUGACCGAAAUACUUCCUUGUACAACAGUCAAAAAGUUGUUAAAAUCGAAAAACGGGUGAAUUACGAUGUUUGCGUGAACAAACCAAGCAGCAACACCGACUCUACGUCCAAAUAUCAACAGAAUGCUGUCUGGAAGGAGCAACCAGUCGUGAAGACAGAAGCACAGCAGAAAAGUACCGGUGCCAUCGAUGAGCAGAAGCAAAAACUUUUGGAAUUGCUGCACAAUGCAAACUUUCAACAGCUUUAUUCACAAGCUCACAAAGCUCACGCCAAUGAUGCGAAAACAGGUGGCACGGAGAAUGUUGUCGUAUCAUCUUUGACCAAGCACAUGAACCAUAUAAAUCGUAUUAAUAUGGAGCUGUACAAGUAUCGAAAAGGUUUGAGUGCAAACAGCGGGGAUCACGUCAGGCAGCCACCGAUCGAUCCAUUGGCGAUAAAACGCAAAGAUCCGACCAUCAAACGGUCGGACGCGCCACGGCGAAAGCGUCCGAAGCUGGUGCGUUCCACCGAAGCCUACUUACAAAACGGUCCCUGUUACUUAACGGCUCCCCGUCUUCCCCGGUGCCGCGAGUGUGGACGGUCGGCCGCGGCCCGCUCGAGAGAUGCGGCCAACAUAUUUUGCCGAUUCAUCGCUUUCCGGAAGCUCAGGUACAACGAGUCCGGAUUUAUGCAGGUGGCUGGAUUUGCCGAACCCAAUUUGGACCCGCAAAGUUCCGACACGGAGCUGUGGAACGCAAAUCUUCAGAAGGUUCCAAUUGAUAUCUCUGUGGAGAAGGCCAAAUUUCUGCUGGGACAAGUCGGAUACAAAUUCUGUGAGCUGUUCCACCAGGAGAAGGAAGCCUUUUUUGAGCACAUGUCUGAAGACAAAACCAUCGCUUGGAAGCAGUCGGUACAGGGCGUGCGAGAGAUGUGUGACGUAUGUUCUACCACACUGUUUAACUACCAUUGGGUUUGCUCGACUUGUGGUUUUGUCGUAUGUAUCGAUUGCUACAAGGGUCGUAAGCAUGGUGCGCGCAAGAACGACACUGGUACAAAGGAUCGCGACGGUUACACGUGGCUACAUUGCACAACCAACAAAGAACCCCACGCCCAAGAUAAGCUUAUGCUAACCCAGAUCAUACCGAGCAAUAGUUUGUACAAAUUGGUAAGGCAAAUGCAUGGAAUAUGCGCUUUGCUCGAGAUUCCCCUCAAUUGUGAAUGUCCGCUCAGUAAGGAGUCGCUGUUUAGAAAAAUUAAGGACAGAUUAGAGUUCAUUUAUCCCCUGAUGGUCGAAUCGAAGGAAGGUGAAGACGGGGCCGUUUCAUCUGCGGGUUCUACAACUAAAAUGAUUUCGAUAUCGAUCAAAAGCAUCGAGAGUAAGCUGAGUGAAACCGAAAGUGGGACCAUAUGCUGCAAGGUUAUUUUUGGCAGAGAGCUGAGCGCAGAGAAAAAUCCUCAAGCCGAAAUGCUGAAGCGAAGGAUCAAACAAAGCUACAGCUUCGAAGGCUUCCAGGAAGAUAUCAGAAAGGAGAGUUUGGAAGAUUUUAUCAAAGCAUCGCCGCAAGCUAAAAAUGAUACAGAAAAUGGUAGUAUUCCGAAGGGGGGACCAGUUUCGGUGGAGGAUAAUACGAAGGAACAAAAUACGAGCAACAACGUGGAUGAGGCUUCCGCAACUCCAAAAAUCGAAAAUGUGCCGAAAGUUCAAUCAGUAGACGACGAAUCCUCCAAGGAGGGAGAGCCCUACAGUGAGGAUCACCGCUUCAAGCCGUCGCCCAAACUCGAUUGGAAGACUUUCAACAUGAUUGUUAAACAACUGCUCAAAUUCGACAAGUCCAUCAACAUCUUUGGUCUGUUCGAGCAGCAUUUAACCGAGAAAUGUUCCGAGUCUGAGAGUUUGGUAGAUUUCACGGCCGAAAUUCAAGUGAAUCAUUCUAAUCUACAGAGCUUCUUGGGCGACUUUUUGGACGAAUUUGUCUUUUUAAAAGGUCAGAACAAGUCAGACAAUCUCACGGAUGAAAUUUUGGAAUAUAACAAGAACAUGAAGAAAAGUGUCGAGUUUCAGAACAAAGGCGAACGAGUCAUGGAAUUGAAAGAUUCGGAACAGCUCUACCCGAAUGUUGCUCACCAGUGGUUGUGCAAUGGAAGAUUGUUGAGACUCCUGGAUCCGUUGAAUGACAACAAUUACACUACGUUCCACGACCAAUGGGAGCGCGGUCAACCGGUGAUGGUGUCCUACGUAUCAGGUGCCAUGGACAUGAACCUUUGGCAUCCGGAAUCCUUCAUUAGAGAUUUUGGAGAAGAAGAGAACGAUCUUAUAAACUGUCUCAACGGCAAACUGGUUCGAGGACAACAGAUGAAAGUUUUCUGGGAAGGCUUCGAGCGCAUUGGAUUCCGACUUCUGGACGAACGAGACAGGCCAAUGAUACUGAAGCUGAAAGAUUGGCCGCCCGGUGACGAUUUUGCGGAAAUGAUGCCCAGUCGAUUCAACGAUUUGAUGAAAUGCCUCCCAUUGACGGAGUACACUCGUCGCGAGGGACGACUCAACUUGGCCAGCAGACUGAGCAGCUUUUUCGUAAGACCCGAUUUAGGGCCGAAAAUGUACAGUGCGUACGGGUCAGCGCUGCACCCCACGAAGGGCACCACAAACCUCCAUCUGGACGUUUCGGACGCGGUGAAUGUAAUGGUGUACGUGGGCGUACCGAAAGAUGCUGAACAAAAGUACCCGACAAAGGUACUGGACUCGAUCGACUCGGACGAGCUGGACACAUGCACUCGGCAGCGCAUCCGCGAAAAGGGUGAACUGCCGGGAGCCCUGUGGCAUAUCUAUCACGCAAAAGAUGCCGAUAAAAUUCGUAGUCUGCUGAACAAAAUUGAGGUCGAGCGGGGUGGAAGCAUCAAAGCCAAUCACGACCCCAUUCACGAUCAAAAAUGGUACCUGGACGCCAACUUGCGGCGGCGACUCUUGCAAGAAUACAACGUGGAAGGUUACGCUAUUCUUCAGUGCUCGGGGGACGCCAUAUUCAUCCCUGCCGGAGCGCCACAUCAGGUACGUAACCUACACAACUGCAUCAAGGUCGCAGAAGAUUUUGUGUCCCCGGAGAACAUUUCCUAUUGCUUCAAGUUGACUAACGAAUUUCGACAUCUAACUAGUACGCACUCGAAUCACGAAGAUAAAUUACAGAUCAAGAACAUCAUUUACCACACCGUUAAGGACGCUGUGUCGUGCUUAACAAAUCCCCUUAUUUUGACGAAGGGAGAUAAAAUAGAUUUAUUGUAACUUUAGUUUUAUGCCGAUGUAUUCUGACCAACGUUGGAUAUCUUAAAUUGUUUAUUGGGACAUUACAAUUGAUUGUAUAGUGUGGCGUUAUUUACGUAAACCAGAAGUAGAUAUUUCUAAGAGAGUGCUAAAUUUUAAGAACAUAAUUAUUUGAUGAUGAUUACAAUAAAGGUUAAUUUCAGCUCAAAUAAGGGUAUACAAAAA